AUGUCAGAAAUUAAAAAGGUGAGGGAAUGGGAAGAAGUCACUUCAGUUGAUCUCCAGCCUUGUGGUUCAGGAUCUCCCACAGAAAGGGUUUUGAAACUUCAGUUCAGGAACAACAACUUGGUUACCGUCAGGAGGAUCUUAUUGUCAGAGGAGCCAUUUGGCUCUCCAGACCUGGAUUUCUUUGAGGAUAUGGAUACUGAUGAGCCUAGCCAGUCAAAACGUAGUGAAGCAGAGAGUAAUGUGGCUGCUGCUCUUCAUCGUCAGAUCAAUGCUGUGAAGUCUCACUUGUUGGAUGUCAAAGUGGAUCUAGAAAGAAAGAUGAGUUUCAGCAGGAAGUUGGCUCUGAAGAUAGCAGAUGGAAGUGGGGAACCUGUACAUGAACAUGCAGGAGAAGAGUUGUAUUCUGGGAGUGUGAUAAAGUUGCAGGAUCUACCUACUCAGCCUCUGGAAGAUAUCCAAGAAGACAGAGUUAUAUGGAGACCAAGGUUAAUAUUGAUGGUGAGAGACCAGGAACUUGCCUAUAAGACAAGAGCUGUGGUUUUGAAGAACUCUUUGACUGCCCCUGAUACUGAGCAUCUUCCAUGGGACACCUGCAUUACAAGUCUAAGUUCAGGGGAAGAAGCAACUGUUGUUGCAUCCUUAAUCUGCAUCCCAUUUGGAAGGAAGUCAGAAGUGAUCAUAUUUGGAAGAGUGGAAUACAGUGAAGGGGAUGAGACCUCUCCAACUAAGUCUGUUACUAUCAAUCCACCAUUUCAUGUCUUCAUGCAGGACUUCAUUCAAGAGAAUCCUUCAACAACUUUCAGUAGGGGUCUAACAGAGCAAGAUAUCAUGAGUCUCCUAUCAGCAUCUGAAGAGGAGGUGCAGUUAUCCUUGAGGUCGAUCUGCUUCUCUGAUCCAUUUGAAACUUUUUCUCUUGCCCUUACUCGUGAUCUGAGGUUCCGGGAAUCUUCAUGGCUUCCACAUGUAUUCCAUGCUUCUGAAGCAUCUCCAUCUAUCUUCCACUUCCUUCUUGUUCACAUUGGAAGGAGAGAGAGAGGCAUCAUGGUUGAUGUUGUUUCCAGGGAUGCAUCCUCCUGCCUUGCAUUCUUGCAUGCGAUGAAGGCUCACCUUCCUGAUGAUGUUCUCAUGUCUCAAUGCAAAGAAGAGAAAGUGAAAGAAGAGGAGAAACUCAUAGAACUCCUGAGCAAUAUGAGGAAGGAAGUGGAUUUCAUAUUAAGUGAAGGCAAGGAAGUGCUCACAGGAGAGACACCCUAUCGUGCCUUUCGAGAAAAACUCUCCAUCCUUGAAGAUGAGACUGAUUCCCUUCUGACUGUGAUCUGAGUAUUUGCCAUACUAUUUGACUUCCCUCCAUGCCCUUAUGGUACUGAAUAAACUUUGUGCUUCAAGGUACA
This is a messenger RNA of Darwinula stevensoni, 1391 nucleotides long. Lineage: Eukaryota; Metazoa; Arthropoda; Ostracoda; Podocopida; Darwinulidae. The record is from the annotation of a GenBank genome assembly.